Messenger RNA from Chelmon rostratus (copperband butterflyfish), 5796 nucleotides. Its product is annotated as protein S100-A1-like. The transcript is spliced from 5 exons. Gene Ontology annotation, cellular component: cytoplasm. The record is from RefSeq and is a predicted model, not a curated record. NCBI's taxonomy places the organism in Eukaryota, Metazoa, Chordata, Actinopteri, Chaetodontiformes, Chaetodontidae. Gene Ontology annotation, molecular function: calcium ion binding. The coding region runs from base 158 to 448 and encodes 96 amino acids.
CUCUCUAUCCCUCCCUCCCUCAUCCUCCCAUCACACUGGGCGUUGCCUGGCUGCCUAUAAAUUCUUGAAUACACUUCCAGUGAGCCCCUGCUCUCUUCACUGAUCAUCUCAGACCACAGUUUCUGCCUCUUUGUGUCCGGCACCCAUUUCUGCAGCCAUGACUGAGUUGGAGAAGUGCAUGGAGUCUCUGAUUGUCAUUUUCCACCAGUAUGCCCAUCAAGACGGUGAUGGGAAGACCUUAAACAAGAAGGAACUGAGAAAACUGGUUGAGAAUGAGCUACCCACCUUCCUCACAAAGAACCCCAAAAUUCUCGACCGCAUCAUGAAAGAUUUGGACCAAAACAAAGAUGAUAAACUGGACUUUGAAGAGUUUCUUCCACUGAUCGCCGGGCUCUCAAUGGCCUGUGAGAAGUGUUACAUGCUCAAUGAGAAGAAGGGCAAGAAGUGAUGGGCUAAUACUCAUGCUGAUUUCUUUUUUCUUUUUUUUUUUUUUAGGAGUAAGAGCAUUUUGUAGCAUGAGUGUGUGUCAGCUUCACAAUUAAAAGCUGCCUUUGAAAAGAUUUCACCUUCGGUUUGUCUUAUUGCUCUUUUAGUCUGUUUGGUAGAAAAAUGUUUUUGUUAUUUUUUCUGACUCUUGACAAAGCUUUCCUCUGGCUGCAUACUGUUUCAUACGCGCUGUGCCAUCUAUUUCUUGCACAUGUGGAACCAUUAUAGUUGAGAGGAGUUGCCAGAAAAAUGCCCCAGAAAGUGAAUAUUGAUGCGUUCGCAUCUGAAACGCAUCAUUUCACCCAUAAAAAAUGUUCAGUUGUGGCAGCAGGUUUUUUUUUCACAAUAUAUAAAUGGUUCAAUAUGGGAAUGUGCUGAUAGCAGAUGAAACCUGGGUGCAGCACACAUGCUUGUAUGUCAUGAGUUGUGCCAAAUAAACAUGCUUAUAAGUGCGUACGACAUUGGAUGGGGUUUGGAGGUUUGUGGUUUUUGCAGACGGCAGAGUUUCUCUCCUGGCCCUCCUCCAGUUUGGAUAACAAAUUCCUUUCAACUUCUGUGCACAUUCUACUGUCAUUUCACACAAGAAGCACGGUCAGGAUUUUCAUUGCAAACGUGAAGAUCCCUGAAGGGACUGAACCCCACAUGUACCAGGCAACAUGGAAAUCUACAGAUGUAGUCAUGUGUUCGUCCAUCUCGUUUUUCCUCUCCUCCCCUGCAAGGUGAAUCUGAUAGUAUUCAAUAAGCGAAAGUAAUACGGCCAAAGUGUAGAGAGGCUGGCGCGAAACAGUUCGCUCUGACCUGUAAAGGGGUUUGGCAGGGGGCAAGAGAGGGGAAGAGAAGAAGAAAACGCUGCCCUACUGCUGCCUCAGUUUUGCCAGAAGCCUACAGGUGUUUUGAUUUGUAAUAUUACAAAAAGCACCAGCGUUACUCAUAAUAUUUCAACAAUACCACGUCAUCUGCCUUUAAUACUGUUGCUCCGUUAAAGGUUAUAGAAGAAGUCAACCGACAGAAUCACUCCAUGGUUGAGACAUAACAGUGUUAAUGAGAUUAAGAGAAUCUGUCGAGCAGCUGAAAGAAAAUGGAGGAAAUCUGGGCUCACAGUUCACUGUAAUAUCUACAAAGAAUCCAUGCCUGUCUGUAAUUUAAUUAUGUCUGGCAAGAAAGGAUUACCUUUCCAAGAUUAUUACAGAGAAUAUUGAGAUAAUAUUCUCCACCAUUGACCAGCUACUCAACACUGCCCCCACCUGUCGGCAGUUCUCUACAUCAAACUGUGAGGAACUUGUGUCAUCCAUCAAUAACAAAAUAACCUUAACCAGGAUCUGCAUUGCUGCAGAUGUUAACACAGAUGAGCUCAGUAAACCCUGUAAAAAGAUGUAACCAUGGGAAAAUUUACCUGUAUCGCAUUAAUUGAGCUCUGCAAGACUGUUACAGAGUCCACCUCCUGUGUUGACCUUGUACCUACAGCUUUUUUAAAGCUGGUGUUUGAAGGUGUUUCAAGCUGUUUGCUUAAGAUUAUAAAUGCAUCUCUGCAAACAGGCAUCUUCCCAGACGACUCUUAAACAGUUGCUGUAAAUCCAUUACUAAAGAAACCCAACCUAGAUGGUAACACACUCGCUAACUAUAGGCCGAUUUCCAACCUUCCAUUCAACAGCAAGUUAAAACAAUAGUUGUGGUAUGAACAUUUGUGAAUCAAAAAGAUGCUGAAAAACAAAUUCAUGCCAUUACUUUAAGCUGACUCGAUUACUGUAAAGAAAAAUUUACUGGCCUCCCAAAAUAACACUGAAAAACUUCAGGUCAUUCAAAACUGCAGCUCGGCUAUUAACCAGAACCAAGAGGAGAGAGCACUUUAGUUUAAGUUUAUUUCAAUAUUUACUCAAUUAUUCAGUGGUUUAAAUUUAAAUUUUAUGCUAUGCAAUUCUCUUUGUUUUCAUCAUUAUUCUAUCUUAUAUUUACUAUUAUUAUCAAGUGGGUUUUAUUCUCUUUCUUAUAUCUCUUUUACAGUAAUUUCUUUAUCCUUGUUUGUGAGUUUAUUCUAAGUCUUUUUUAUGUGAAGGACUUGGUGCAUGUGAUUUCUUUUUAGAGCACUCUGAGCUGCAUUUCUUGUAUGAGGGGCGCUAUACAAAUACAUAUAUUUUGUUAUUAUUGCAUAAACAGUGUCUUUGUUCUGUCCCAGUAGGACGUGGCUGCAUGAAAUCAAAGCAGCUAAAUGGAAUUUUCCUGCUGUCUCAAGUCAGUCAUUAAUUAACAUGCAGUCCAUCAGUGCUGUUGGACAGACAGUGCAGAGUGAGUGCUGCAGCACACCACAGGUGAGAGGAAAUUUAAAUGUCAGCAACAACGGAGCACCACCUGCUUUACAAAUAAGAUACAACUAAAACAAAACAGUGAGGGCAAUCCCAGUUCUAGGCUAUUGAUUCACUGCUAAUUAACGACUAAAGGCAAGCAAGUAAGUUCUCUGGGAUUUUGGGAAUAGGAAGGCAAAUGGAUGCUAAAUAAGACACAACAAGUUAAAUAUCAAAAAGAUACUUACACUUAAAUGUACUUAAAUCUACUCUCUUGGGGAGUUGGUGGUCACAGUUCAACCAGCAUGUGUAGCCUUUAAUAAGGACGAAACAUUGCAACAACAAUGAAAAUUGUUGAUUUGGUCCUUUAAGCAGGGAGUGAUGUCUUUAAUUCACCUCUAGAUGUAGCCAAACUCUUAAAAACCAUUUUGACAGUCUGCCCAGAAACCAGUUCCACAGCUGAGGGAGGAAUGACCCUGUUUUAUAAGGGUGCUGGUUUCAGUGACGGUGCGUUAAACCAGAUUUGAACAUGCAAAUGCAAUAUCCACACUGUUUACCACGUCACGACAAAGAAAGAAAGAAAACACGUUGUUACAGGGUGUGGUUUAGUGUAGUGUGUUGUUAGUGUCAACAAGACAAGGUGCCUGUUGAUGAUGGUGCAGGAGUCGUCAUCAGCAGGCCACAUUGCUGCUGCACUACUGACCAGCUGGACAGAGCUCCCAGUUGGAUUUGCAGUUUAUAUGAUCAUUUAUAAUUGUUCCUACGAGAACAUUUGUCUUUUCUGAGCUGACGGUUGUGCCUACUCCCUUGUAAAACUUGCAAGAUAUGCAUUGCACUAAUUAACAUAAUUAUAGGGUCACCACUUAUGGCCUUCCCACUUCUGUUUGUGCAUACCAAAAUGCAGAGAAACCUGUAGUCCACACCCAUGCAUUUGAGAAAAAAUGUAAUUCUUUUCACUGCUGUGAGGCUCUGUUUUUGUGUGGCUUUUGAAAAAGAUGUCACUGUUAUGACUUUAUCUGCAGUUCCUUUUUGCUUUUCAGGUGGAUUAUUUUGAUUAUGAGGAGAAAAUAGCCACAGCAGCGUGCGACUGUUAGAUCACAUAGAAUAAUGUAUCACAUAUCUUUAAGCAAUGUCUUUAAAACAUUUACGUCUGAGACCGAAUGGUUAUUUCAAGGAAGGAGUGCAAAGCUAUUUCUAUUGACUGAGAAGCUAUUUCUAUUUUUCAUGUUCAUGGUGCAAACUUACCACUGCAGAGGCACACAGCCUCUCCAGCAGUGAACGUGUAACUCACACCUCAGCGAGCAGAGUGUGGAAAGAUGAACUUUUUUGUAAUCAGUCAUGUGUUCGUCCAUCUCGUUUUUCCUCUCCUCCCCUGCAAGGUGAAUCUGAUAGUAUUCAAUAAGCGAAAGUAAUACGGCCAAAGUGCAGAGAGGCUGGCGCUAAACAGUUCGCUCUGACCUGUAAAGGGGUUUGGCAGGGGGCAAGAGAGGCGAAGAGAAGAAGAAAACGCUGCCCUACUGCUGCCUCAGACGAGUGGAAAAUGGAGGUUGAUUUACAUAACAGGAUUAACAGGAGUGACUUGUGUCAGAUCAGAGAUUUUCAAGUUCACAGGUUAAUUUUAUUUACUUCAGUUGACCUAAAGCAGGAUGUUCACAGAUACCAUCAGUUAAAGUUAGAAACAUGCAUUCGAAAGCAAAUUCAGCUGUAUUCAAAUACCAGAUAUAAAAUACAUGUAUAAAACUGACAUUGUUGGCUUGCACACACUUUUCCGUCUUAGCUACUUAAAAGCCAGAGUUUUUUAAAUACAAAAAAUGAAGCGUUUAACAUCGUGGUGAUAGCUGGAGUGGCAUGAAGCUCUGUUUUCAUAGUAUCAUCCCUGCCCGCAUUUGCAAAACAAAUAAAGGAUGAAAUGAAAUAUAGCCCUGUGGAUGUAGAACAUUAGCAAAGCCCUAGGGCAGUAUAACACCUGCACACGCAAACAUAGAGACUCCUCUGAACAAACACACAAGCAACGUCAGCAAGUGCCAGCAUUUGUUGUACACAACACAGACAUAAACAUCUCUAGUUAAUAUUUUCUGUAGUGUGCAGUAGUUGUGUGACAGAACUGAUGGAGCUAGUUUGGGUGGAGUAGGGAACAUUUCCAAAGCAUGAAUCAUUGCUGGUGUGUGUGCCUCUCACGCCACUAUGCGUGUGAUCCUGUGUGUGUGUUUGUGGAUGGGUGUGUGCACGUCUGACAGCGUGUGUGUCGACUCUUUAAGAGGAGGCUUUCCCCUCAGUCAACAGUCUCACCUGGGACCGCUGACACGGACGUGAUCUCUCUUCACCUGGUGAACGUGAACUAGAAGCUACAGCCAUGCCUCGUCUGGAUGAGGUCAUUACAAACCUCGUGGAUGUAUUUUUGGAGUAUUCUGGUGAUGAACAAACGAAGAUAAGCAGAGAAGCAAUGAAGAAUGUGUUGGAUCAAGAAACACAAAGCCCUGAAUUCAGAGAAAAAAUAAAUGCAGAUGACAUUGAGGAAGCCAUGAAAAUCAUCGAUAAAAACCGUGACGACGAGGUCAACUUCAGAGAGUUUACUCGGUUUGUGUUAAUCCUGGCCAGAUCCCACUACUGCAAAAGGACCGGCAAGACUUGCAAGCCCAAGGGUGGCAAGGGAGGCAAGGGAGGCAAGGGAGGAAGGGGAGGAAAGGGAGGCAAAGGUGGCAGAGGUGCCAGGAGAGGCCAAGGUGACGAAGAGGGUGGUGAAGAAGAAGAAGACGAGGAAGAAGAAGGUGAAGAAGAAGCAGAGGAAGACUAAAGAAGAUUAGCUACGACUCCUUGAAUGUGUAUGAAUGCUUCUAAAAACAUUUUAUAUAUGUGACAGAUGUAUGUUAUUACACUGCUGACCUUGAAAACAGAUGCUACCGGUGUUUGGAAAGCUCAAGCCUGUUAUGUUUGAAACAUGCACCGAAAAUGGGACAUUCGUUGUAUCUGUGUCAACUGGUUUUCAAAGAACAUUCUAUUCCUGAAAAUAAAAAGCAGUGACGAAGUGUGA